CCACAUUCUGAGAGAUUGUUUAUAUCCUUUCUGGAGAGGGAAGGGAGAUGUCAAAAAGUAAUUUUGUUUCAUGGUAUAAAAAUAAACUUGCCCGAAAAGUCUGAAAAUGGAUGAAGCCGGCGGUGCCAGGCGAGGCCCACCUAAAUUGCGAGAGAUUCUUAGGAGACAGCGUCAAGAUUCAGAGGGAACUAUUGACUGCCCCGACUUGGAUUUCGUUUAUGAUGAUGCUGACAAACAUCCUAAUGAAACUGCUGAGCUUUACAGUUACACAGAAGGACCAGAGUUCCAAUCAAAUAUCAGAGCAUUUGAGGAGUUGAUGGAACUCUUCCACAUUAGACCCCAUUGGCAAACUUUGAAUGAUUCCACUAGGGUAAGUGUUUUGCUUAAACUAGCAGAACAACUGGAGCUGAGUAACAAAGCUUUGAGGAUAAAAGCAGCUCGAGCAAUCCUCUACAUUGCUCAAGGUUGCUGGGGUGAAGUCCAGAGUGAUGCUGAGCAACAGCAUUGGACUCGAAGCAAUGUUCUCUUGCUGUACAAAACUGGAAUUUUUCACACAUUUCUGGAACUGCUAAACUAUGAAAUUGAAAACAGUGGAGCAGCAAAUACUGCCAUAAGAAAAUUAGCUGUCAGUCUUGCAGAUAGCUGGGAUCUUCGUGUAAUUCUGUCGGUAUUUUACACGAUUGUUGAAGUCUUCCGCUCCUCCCAAGAAGAGGACAGUGACGAGUUCAAGAAAAUUCAAGAAGAGUUUCGAGCUGAAAUCGCUCAACCCAUAAACGAUGAAUUGUUAGCUGUUAAACUUCUCAGUAUGGUCACAAAAUUUUGCAGUGGAUCUUGCCCACAUUUCCCAAUGAAGAAAGUAUUGCUGCUGUUAUGGAAAGUGCUGCUUGUAUCUCUUGGUGGAAUGAAGGAACAGAGAGAGUUGAAAGGGAAGUAUCGUACCGAGGCAGGUCUGGCAUUGCCAAUAGAAGAUACCAUCGAAGUAACACGGACCAUGCGUGCUGCUUCACCUCCUGCAUCAGCUGCUGAUCUGUUGGAAGCUCAAAAUCAGAAACCGGGUCCAGCUUCCCGUCCUUUCCGACGGGUAAAUUCUUAUCCUUUAUUUAGCAUUCGAUUUGUGACAAAUUGUAAUCGUGAUUUUUAUUUGCAGACCCUAGUCAAACAGAGUUCCUUAGAUGAAUCACUAACCAUGGAAUUGGACAAUAACGAUCAAGCCGAUGAUGAGUUGAGGGAAAUAGAAGAACGAAGAGCCAUGGAAGAAUCAGGAGAAAUACCUCAGCCACCAAGCCCACGACCUACGACACCAGCACCAAGAAAGGCACUACCAUGGACACCGAAAGUUCGUCAAAAGGAUAUCGAUCAAUUUCUCGAUACCACGCGAAUGAAAUUUGUAGGUUUCAUGCUCCCCAACGAUCGAGUAUCAUUAGCAGGACUUCCUUUGCCAAUUCAUGAGGGUGUGCGUGUCUUGAAACAGCACACUUACUUUUCGUUGACGGAGAUCCAAAUCCAACGAGAAGAGGACAUAAACAAAAACCCGGUUUCCAAAGGGCAGGAGGACAUAGCGUUGACUCCGGCGGAAAUCCUUUAUCAGGCUAUGUUGCCGAGCUUGCCUCAAUACAUGAUUGCGCUUCUGAAAAUUCUUCUAGCCGCCGCUCCGACCUCCAAGGCAAAAACAGACUCUAUUAAUAUUAUGGCAGACGUUCUGCCCGAAGAAAUGCCGAUGACUGUUUUACAGUCGAUGAAAUUGGGUAUUGACGUGAAUCGACACAAGGAAAUCUUGGUAAAAGCCGUAGCCGCCAUCCUGUUGCUUCUCCUGAAGCACUUGAAAAUGAAUCAUGUUUACCAGUUCGAGUUCAUGUCUCAACACUUGGUAUUUGCAAACUGCAUCCCACUCGUACUCAAAUUCUUCAAUCAGAACAUUAUGGCCUACAUUGGCGCCAAAAACAACAUCGCUAUCUUGGAUUUCCCUUCGUGUGUCAUUGGCGAUCAGCCAGAGUUGACCGCCGAGAGUUUGGAAAUUGGUACCAAUCUUCCCUACUGCUGGCGCAAUCUCUUCUCAUGCGUCAACCUUCUGCGCAUCCUUAAUAAGCUGACUAAAUGGAAACAUUCGCGCAUCAUGAUGUUGGUUGUGUUUAAAUCAGCGCCCAUUCUAAAGCGAACCUUGAAAGUCAAACACGCUCUCUUACAGCUGUACGUGUUAAAGCUAUUGAAAAUGCAAACAAAAUAUUUGGGUCGUCAGUGGCGCAAGUCAAAUAUGAAAACAAUGAGUGCCAUCUAUCAGAAAGUGCGUCAUCGGCUGAACGAUGACUGGGCAUUCGGCAACGACUUGGAUGCAAGACCGUGGGAUUUCCAGGCGGAGGAAUGCGCUUUGCGCUCUGCCGUUGAUCGCUUCAACAGUCGCCGAUACGAUAAGAAUUCGUCUGGAUGUGCGGUAAUGGAUCCGGAAUACGAGCCGAUAGAUAACUGGCUAACCAGCGUACUUAGCCACCCUGUGGAGUUGACCGACGAGUUCAAGCGCCACUACGAGAUCUGGCUACAACAGGAAGUCUUUCAGGCCUCGAUUGACUGGGAUCAGUUGGUCGCUUCUCAUCUGAUAUGAUCCCUCCCCCGUGUCUAUUUUAAAUGCGUUUAGGAACAAACACCAUCCAUCCCGCGCGCUGAGUCGCACGACCAAUUAGCGAGCGUAUCAAAAAGUGAGCCUGCUUUCCCUUAUGGAGGCAAACAACAGUUGCAGGAAGCACUCAUGAGCACUCAUACGACGACCCGAAGAUCCUAUUCUGCCGCGAGAGGAGUCCCGUAACAUAAAUUGAUCGAUCCAUUUAGCAUCCGUUAGAGCGAAAGCGAGAAGUUUGUUUUUCUGGUUUUUCCCAUUCUUGCAUUCGUCUUGCAUUACUCAUACACACAUACACACACUC
This is a messenger RNA of Daphnia pulicaria, 2912 nucleotides long. RefSeq names its product striatin-interacting protein 1 homolog (gene Strip). Gene Ontology annotation, cellular component: cytosol. Gene Ontology annotation, biological process: cytoskeleton organization. Lineage: Eukaryota; Metazoa; Arthropoda; Branchiopoda; Diplostraca; Daphniidae. The transcript is spliced from 14 exons. Bases 107 to 2596 code for a protein of 829 amino acids. The record is from RefSeq and is a predicted model, not a curated record.